Messenger RNA from Kockovaella imperatae, 758 nucleotides. RefSeq lists its product as hypothetical. Bases 226 to 633 code for a protein of 135 amino acids. The transcript has 5 exons. The record is from RefSeq and is a predicted model, not a curated record. Gene Ontology annotation, cellular component: membrane. Lineage: Eukaryota; Fungi; Basidiomycota; Tremellomycetes; Tremellales; Cuniculitremaceae.
CAUGGUGUGGUUGUACACUUGACUGCGAGAAGCUGUGACCCUUCGUUCUUAUCCCAAUUCAUACUGCCAGCUUUGCUCAUGCGCUUCAUCUCACACCGCACCAUGAUCAGAACCUACAGCCACGAAACGCACAGACGCGCCGGCUUCAAGUCACAAACGCCACAUGAUUACGUAAAGCAAACCACGUGGGAGCUUGCGUUCUGGUCGGCUGACGACCGGUAAUUGAUGUCCUCAACAUCAGCUGUUGAAGACGUGGACAGCCAGCCAACGAAGCGGAGACCCAUAAGCAAGCCUAAGCUAUUGUCUGAAGAAUCGAGAGACAUGUCACACCAACCAGCCGGAGCGCUCUCCGCCGUCUCUGUGAUGAGCGGUAUAUUCGCCUUCACACGAUUCCGCUCUGUCCCUUCACUCGUUGCGUCCUUUGGAAUUGGUUCGGCACUGGCUUUGAGCAGUUUGAGGAUUAGGGAUGGUUUGGAUUACGGUGUAGAGGGAGCGACGGCGAGCUCUGCGCUGUUGACUGUACCUACUAUGAUGCGAGCGAUCAAAACUCGUGCACCUGUACCUGCAUUUGUCGGAGCAGCAGCAGCUCUAUGUACGAUCUAUUACGCAAAUGAACUGAGAGAGAGGAGGUGAAGGAGGCAGAGGUUUGGUCAAUCAAGGCCAGGUCCGCACGCGGGACCCGCCAAGCAACUCUCGGGAGGCAUGCGGGCGAGAUCAGCAGAGAGGUAGGUAUUACAUCGAGCAGAGCAUCUGUACGA